This is a messenger RNA of Heterocephalus glaber (naked mole-rat), 3236 nucleotides long. RefSeq names its product transporter 1, ATP binding cassette subfamily B member (gene Tap1). Gene Ontology annotation, cellular component: membrane. Gene Ontology annotation, molecular function: ATP hydrolysis activity; ABC-type oligopeptide transporter activity; peptide transmembrane transporter activity. Lineage: Eukaryota; Metazoa; Chordata; Mammalia; Rodentia; Bathyergidae. The record is from RefSeq and is a predicted model, not a curated record. Gene Ontology annotation, biological process: transmembrane transport; peptide transport.
GCAGCGCUGCUCGGCGCCCGCGCUAACCUGGCGGGGCAGAUCUGCCCGGAGACGGUGACCCCGGGUCCCCGUCCGGGGCUGGCGCGAGAAAACUGGUGCGAGGGGACCCGAAGGAGCAGGGAGACCAGGGAAGCGUGUGUGUGAUGCAGAAAACGGGGCACGGGGCUGCGAGCCGGAGCCGCAGAUCUGGGUCAGCGCCCACCCCCGGGUAGCGGGCGGCCUCCUCUAGGAGUGGGCGGGCUCUGGCCGGCGGCCGCUUUCGAUUUCCUUUUCCAGUAAAGGGCUGCUCUUCCAGGCAGCGCCGCGGGGCCGGCCGGUUCCCGGGACUUUCUGGGAGCGCCCCCGUCCCCGCUCGUCCCCGCCCCUACCUGUGGCCCAGCGCCGCAGUCCUCGGCUGGGUCCGCGGGGCCAUCGCAGCAUCCUCGGCCGUGGCACCGGGCAGCACCGCGCCAUGGUCCGGGCUGCCCUCGCCUGGCUGGGCGCCGCGCUGCUCCUGCUGGCCGACUGGGCGCUGCUCCGGCCCGCGCUGCCGCGCACGGUCUCGCUGCUGCUGCCCGGGGCGCCCCUGCUGCUCCGGGCCUGGGUGCUGGGCCUGUGCCGCUGGGCCGUGCUGGGGCUGGGGGUCCGCGGUGUCCUCCGGGCAGCGGUGGGCGCCCGGGUCCCCGGCUGGCUGGGUGCUCUGCAGCCGCUGGCAGCCGCGCUGGGCUUGGCCCUGCCCGGACUCGUCUCGUUCAGGCGGCAGGUCUCCUGGGACGCCGACAGCACCGGGCCGCUGCGCUGGGGAAGCCGCCCGGACGCCUUCGUCCUCGGCUAUGCGGCCGCCCUGCCCGCCGCUGCCCUGUGGCACACGCUCGGGAGCCUCUGCGUGCCCGGCGGCGCUGGGCCCUCGGUGCGCCGGCUGCUAGGCCUCCUGGGCGCUGAGAUUCGCCGGCUCCCGCCGGUUUUGGCUUUGCUGACCCUCUCCUGCCUGGGGGAGAUGGCCAUUCCGUUCUUCACAGGCCGCCUCACCGACCGGCUGCUGCGGGACAGGACGGCCACCGACCUCACCUGGAACAUAGUGCUCAUGUCCGUCAUCACCAUAGUGAGUGCGCUGAUGGAGCUCGUCUGCGACGCCCUGUACCACAGCACCAUGGGCCGCGCCUCCCACCGGCUGCAGGCACAGGUGUUUCAGGCUGUGCUAGGCCAGGAGACUGAAUUCUUCCAGAAGAACCAAGCAGGUGUCAUCAUGUCUCGGGUGACAAGUGACACGUCCACCAUGUGUGAGUCUCUGAGCUCCGAGCUGAGCCUGCUGCUAUGGUACCUGGUGCGAGGAUUGUGUCCCUUGGUGUUCAUCCUCUGGGGGUCACCGUCCCUCACCCUGGUCACCCUGGCUUCCCUGCCUCUGCUGUUCCUCCUGCCCAAGCAGCUGGGAAAGUGGUAUGAGUCACUGGGAGUACAGGAGUCAGAGUUUCUGGCAGAGUCCAGCCAGGUGGCCAUCGAAGCCCUGUCAGCUAUGCCUACCGUCCGGAGCUUUGCCAAUGAGGAGGGUGAGGCCCAGAAGUUCAGACAGAAGCUGGAGAAAAUAAAGACCCUCAACCAGAAGAAGGCUUUGGCCUACGUCUUCAACCAGUGGACCACCAGUGUCUCGGGGAUGCUGCUGAAGGUGGCAACCCUGUAUGUCGGUGGGAAGCUGGUGAUGGGGGGCGCUGUCAGCAGCGGAAACCUCGUCACAUUCGUCCUCUACCAGCACCAGUUCGUCUCGGCUAUUGAGGUUCUGCUGCACUGCUAUCCCGGGGUACAGAAGGCCGUGGGCUCCUCAGAGAAAAUAUUUGAGUACCUGGAGCGGACUCCUCAAUGCCCACCCAGUGGCCUGUUGACUCCCUUAAGCAUGGACGGCUGCGUCCAGUUCCAAGAUGUCUCCUUUGCCUACCCAAACAAUCCCAGUGUCUUGGUGCUGCAGGGCCUGACAUUCACCGUGCGUCCCGGGGAGGUGACGGCCCUGGUGGGACCCAAUGGCUCUGGGAAGAGCACCGUGGCCGCCCUGCUGCAGAAUCUGUACCAGCCCACGAGGGGCCAGGUGCUGCUGGCUGGGCAGCCGCUGCCCCAGUAUGAGCACCACUACCUGCACAGACAGGUGAGCAGGGCGCGGCAUGAGGAAGAAAAGGUUCUCGCUGAGCUCGUGAAAGGAGGGUUGGAGGCCAGAGGAGGCCUCGGGUGGAGUUGGGAGUGGGCCCGGAGAGAGUUCCAAGUUUUUUCUUCGCUCUCAAUUUUGUCUCCAGAUAAUCCUACCUCUGAGUCCCUUGUAUUUCACGUCAGGUGGCUGCUGUGGGACAAGAGCCUCGGCUGUUUGGAAGAAGUCUUCGGGAAAAUAUUGCCUAUGGCCUCACCCCGGAGCCAACUCUGGCAGAAAUCAAAACUGCCGCGUGGAAGUCCGGAGCCCACAGCUUCAUCUCGGAACUCCCUCAGGACUACGACGCAGGUCUCAUCUGGGCUCUGGGCUCUGCAGAUGCAGGCGAGGGUGGGAGCCAGCUGUCAGGAGGUCAGCGCCAGGCUGUGGCUUUGGCCCGAGCACUCAUUAGGAAACCCCGUGUCCUCAUCCUGGAUGAUGCCACCAGUGCCCUGGACAAAAACAAUCAGUCACAGGUGCGGCAGCUCCUCUACGCCAGCCCAGAGCGCUGCUCUCGCUCGGUUCUUCUCAUCACGCAGCAGCUGAGCCUGGCGGAGCAGGCUGACCACAUCCUGUUUCUGAAAAAAGGCGUCAUCUGUGAGCGGGGAACCCACAAGCAGCUCAUGGCGAUGGGGGGGCGCUACCGGGACUUGGUGCAGGCCCCCGCGCGCGCUCCGGAAUGAAAGGCUCCUAGGACCUGCGCACUCUCUCCCUGCGCUCUCAGCUCCGGUGCAGAACUGGGAUCUCGGCAGAGCUGCACAGUGGGCGGCUGCCGCUAGGGGGAGUUCCGUGCUAGGAUGCAGCUCCCUGGUGUGCUUAAAGCUUGCCAAGCGUGUUGGCGUCCUCUCCCAGCUCCUCUAGGUAAUGCAGACUUCCUGGAAGACAAACAGGGCUAAUACUCCGUUGUGUAACUGGUUUAUGGCCAGGUUGGUGCUUUGGUGUAAGGCAGAGCUCUGGAAAGGAGAAGAAAUAUUCAGAGCACAGACAGAGGGGAGACCAACUGCUCCGUGUGACCAGAGGCUUAUGCCGGCUCCUGAAUAUCCUGUGGGUUCUUGAUAUUUAUAAUAAAAUCGGUGUUUUGCACUGCGGU